GCUAAACGUCAAAGCAGAUUUUUUCAAACAACUAAAGAUUUUUGUGGAAUUGAGAAAAUCAAGGUAUCUUGGUGUGGAACAAAUUUUCCACGACAAUUAUAUGUCAAUCUAGAACGGGGAAUGCAGCACUGAAACUUUGACCGCUUCUCAAAGAUCAAAGACUUUGCUAUGGACCCGUCAAUUCUACCCGGCAAAACAAACCACCAUCGGCCGUUCCGAGAAUAGUAAGUCUAAGCGACGAAAGUCGGUGGUGAACCAGACGAUCAGCACGUCCGGUCAAAAAUGAUUAUGGUGCGGCGGCAGGCACGGUUAGAUAAGACGACGCCAGCCAACCCGCCCUUCCGAGCACCGGCGAAGGCGGAGAAUCCGAAGCAGGCGUCAUCAUUAGCCGUCGCAAGAAGAGCAGAUCGAAGCGACGCAAGUCGGUGGCGGAUCAGACGAUCAGCACGUCCGACGCUAUCAAUAUUGAUAGCUUGGCGGCAGGCACCGUUAGAUGAGACGACGCCAGCGAACCCACGCUUUCGAGCACCGGCAAAGACGGAGAAUCUGAAGCAAGGACCACCGCCCCAAGAACAACUAACCCAAGCGACGCGAGUCGGUGGUGCUGAUGCUCCCCCAGGACAGGGACACCCGAUCUAGCGAAGGCGAAUCGAACACGAAGAAAUGCCCCCCAAGCGUUGCAAGCUGAUGGUGCUUGAUGGAACGGAAAAGGACGUUGAGCUGUUCGUGGCCAGUGUUGAGGCUGCUCUCGCUUGAACAAUUUUACACAGCCAAGAAGGAAAUCAAUGUACAAGUUCGAGCUGAUGGCGCUGGCUUGGCAGAAUGAGUGAUUUGCUUUUUAUUUCUCCUCUACCUUAUUGAUUAUCCCAGUAAACCCAGGACUUAAAAUGUAUACACCUGAAUUAAAAGGAAUAUAUUUGAAAACGAUUGACCGCUUACUAUCUCCUUUUAAAAUCGGUCCCCUUGUAAUCCCAGAACGUCGACCGGAUCAAACUCGUUAGACUAUGUUCCUUUGACGUAAUCAUUCUCCUUCGAAAAGUGACGUCCGUGUUAGGAUUGAGUCUGCAAGUCGCUGGAACGAAUCGGGCGAAGUGGAAUCGCAGUCGUCUUCAAUACCCGCUUUCAGACAUUAUUUAGCCACCUGUAGUAAGUUGGAAUCAGUAUGUUAAAUUAUUUUGAGUUAUAGAGUUUUUUUUAUCUUUCUUUCUAUAAGUAUGUAGCAUAGACUUGUUUAGCAAAACAGCAAUUUAAUGACCAUGGUAAUAAUAAUAGUGGAUUCAAAAUCAACAUUGUAUACCAAUUGAAAAAAGAUAAUACGAUACACACAGAGAUAACAUAGACCGUUUACUUUUUCUUUCCCCUAGCCGACGACGAGCCACCUGCUCCACCCUUCGCCGCCUUGGAACCUCCCUUCGAGCCGCCUGCCUUGCUGCUUCCAGCUGUCGCCGCCGCCGCCGCUCCCUUACCCGCCGGCUUCUUCUUCACCUUGAUGAACGCAUUGUUCUCCAGAUCGUCGUCUUCCUUUUCCUCCUCCGAAUCUGGCGCACCACCCGCCUCCUCAGCAUCCUCUCCGUACGCCUCAGCCGCCGCAUCGUCCGCGGCUUCCGACUUCUUCUUCUUCACCGCAUU
This is a messenger RNA of Culex quinquefasciatus (southern house mosquito), 1629 nucleotides long. RefSeq lists its product as uncharacterized. The record is from RefSeq and is a predicted model, not a curated record. The transcript is spliced from 2 exons. Lineage: Eukaryota; Metazoa; Arthropoda; Insecta; Diptera; Culicidae. The coding region runs from base 283 to 639 and encodes 118 amino acids.